Molecule: messenger RNA, 1145 nt
Organism: Psylliodes chrysocephalus
Lineage: Eukaryota; Metazoa; Arthropoda; Insecta; Coleoptera; Chrysomelidae
Source: the annotation of a GenBank genome assembly
CAAAAAGGCUUGGUUUCGUAUUAAACUGUUUAUGUCCCUCGAUGUUUGUUAAAAAAUAAAUUAUAUAUCUGUUUAAAAACGUAUUUUUUAAUAUUGUGUUCUAAGCCACCUGUCUAUAUCCUCUUGAAACGCAGAUUCGGUACACAUGGUUUUACGAACCAACCUCAACCUCAUAGAGUCACUCACGACUCGCGUAUCGUUGGCUGAGGUACCAUCACGGUACCAUUGAUAAAGCCGGUACUGACAUUACGUAGAAACCCAUGAAUGGUUAGUUGAAAGGAGAAAUCGUGGCUAAGAAUAAAAGAAAAGAAGUUAACGUUUUCAGUUCGAAAUAGUCAAAUACGGUCCGGUUUUUAAUUAUAUAGUUUAGUUUCUAGUAGUUAUUUGUUUUUUGACUGAUUUUGAAAAUUAUGGAGGCGACAGUCACCGAAAAAGUGUUGAGUUUUAUAAAAGAAGAAACUUCCACUCCUUUACCCACAGUACAAGAUGUUGCAGACUCGGAUUCAAAACAACUAACAACAGUGAUUAUUUUUGUGAUAUCAGCCAUUUUAGCCAUAACAUUAUUGUUUGUAAUAGCAAUUUUCAUAGAUUGCAGGCAACAAAAACUACAAAAGUUGCAGUCCAAACCAAAGAGAAGAUUGCUGAGACUUAAGCUUCCAAUACCAAUCAUUGGUCGACCUGUUAGAGAAGAUCAAAACUCAAUUUUGGAUAAAAUAGAAUAUGGGGAACCCUCAAGUUCACAAGCAUAAUGUGAUAGACCAUUUUUUUAUAAAUUGAUUAUAAUAGCUGCAAUAUUGAUUUAAAGUGUAUUUUUCUUUGCAGUAUAAAAAUCGAGCAUUGUUAAGAUGUUACUGCUUGUGUAAAAACAAUGAAAAAUUGUGAAAUGUCAGUUACUUAUGAUAUAAAUAAAAAGAAACAAUAAAAUGGCUGAAAAUAAUACUUCCGUUAUUAAAAAAGUUAUUUAAUUUGUACCAUUUAUUUGUUAGCCUUGUUUAUUAGGCUAUGUUGUUUUGCAAUGAAGAUAUUUAUAUUUUUAUGACUUAUUUUUGUGAAAUAUGUUAUACUUAUCUAGGUUAUUGUGUACAUAAUGUAUUAAAGUGUCUUAACUGUAAAGACUGAAUUGUAGUAAUGUAUUAAAUAUACUA